Messenger RNA from Ciona intestinalis (vase tunicate), 4575 nucleotides. The record is from RefSeq and is a predicted model, not a curated record. Lineage: Eukaryota; Metazoa; Chordata; Ascidiacea; Phlebobranchia; Cionidae.
UUUAGUUUUGUCAUACUUUUACUUGGGCUUACUGGAAAUACUUGCUAAACCAAUUUUAAUGAAUUAUUUAAGUAAAAACAAAUUUGUUGGAAAAGUAUGACAUCUGAACUACAGUCAGCACAAAAUACUUUAUUCCAACGCGUCCGUGUUGGCCAAGCAAAAAGUGCGGAAGUUUUUGGUCAUGUUAAUAAAAUAUUGAGGAAUUCAAGUAGUUUGACAUCGAGAUAUUUCAAAGUCAAUGUUGUCAAGUUUCUGCAGGAUAAUUGCCAGGCGUAUGUCACUGACUUAACUGUUGGUUUGGGAAUCCUUGAGAAAUAUGGGAAGAACUUGAUUAAAGAUGAGAAACCUCCACAAUGGAGAGUUGUUCGCUUUUCAAACCAAAUAUUUCACUCCAAAGUUGAUACAAUUAAGGGUGCCAGAGAUAUCCUUAACUUGAUGGGCUACACCACACCAGUGAGAGACGGUUUAUCUUUUCCCAACCAUGUGAUUGAACCUGACAUAAAUAACGUGGUGAUGGUAACAUCGGAUAUCAUAUUGCUCAAGUUUGAGUUAUUGCUCAUUGACAAUGCCGAGCAUCCUAAACCACAAGAUAUUAACUCCUACAGGCAACCUCCACGCAAGAUGUCAUCCCCAGCUGUAAAAGCAAGUUCACUAAACAUGAGAAAUACAACGGAUACUGUGCUACGGAGAAACAUUGGUUCUCCACGUGCAUCGCCCACAAUGUUGGAUGACUUAUGUGUGGUUUGUGGGCAGAAGCAAGCAGAGUUGCAUUGCAAGACAUGCGACAACAAACAAUGCAAACAAUGUGACAAGAUAUGGCAUCAAUGUUCAAACAGGCUUGAUCAUGUUAGAAUUGAAGUUACACGACAGUCACUGGCCCUACAUGGUGUGUCAACUACUGUACAACAGACACCAACACAUAAUAACCAAACAAUUCAACAAAAUAAUGGACAUGUACCACAACAAACUGCUGUGAGACAAACAUCUAAUAGACCAGGCCAAGGUUACGGAAGUACAAGUGAAGACACAUGGGAAGAAAAAAUCAACAAAAAAGUUGAAGACUUUCUUUGCAUAUCAGAUGAAAAUAAACGGAGGGAAAAAGUUUAUCAAUUCUGUUCCGAGAUUGAAACCCAGAUAAAUGUUUUUAAAAGCGGGGCAAGUCGGCUCUCUAACUUAUCUUCAAUCACUAAGCAUUUGGUUGAGCGAGCAAGUUUAUUGGCUUCGAGGAAAAAUGAGAUGUUGAGUUUAUUUGGUUUGGAAGAUCCACACAGAAGAAGUAGUCCGUCAACUUCAUUAAAUGUGGAUGAAGAUCGAAUUGAAUCGCCGUCUUUUUAUCAACAUAAUGAUACAUCAACAAAUAAUCAACAUUUUACAACAAAACAUCAACAUGCAACAAAUAUUCAACCUACUGUAUUCAACAAUCAACACAUUUCAACAAGAAAUCAACAUGUUGAAGCAACUAAUGCACCUGGAUUAACAAAUACCCAACAUACACCCACCGUUCAACAAGUCUUAUCAACAAAUCAACACACUGCAACAAAUAUUCAACAUGUUGCAACACUUUAUCAACAUCCUUCAAAAACCAAUCAACAUCAACUUGCUUUAAUCAACAACAAUCAACACUUUCAACACGGCCCAUCAAGUUACCCCCCUAUUUUAUCAACAAUUCAACAUAUCCCACCCACAAAUCAACACGUUGCGCCCACAAAUCGACAAGUUUUAUCAACAAAUCAACAAGUUUUACCAAGUUAUCAACACACGCAACAACCUUAUCAACACUUUCCAUCAAAUUAUCCACAAAAUCCACCAAAUAAUCAACUUGCCCAAAUAAGCAUUGCAACCCCCCCACCCUCAAGUCGCUACACCCCCCAUGAUAUUCUGCAAAACAACGAAAACUCUUCUAGUUUGUUUCAUGAAGUGAGAGGCCCCCCAGAAAUUUGCUACAUGCCCGAUAGUUUUGAUAAACUACUUCCACCAUCAGGUCCCAACUCAACGGAGCCAAAACAUUUGAACAACUCGCAAACUGACAAUUUUGCUGCGAAAGUGGAAAACAGACAACCUGAUUCAGAAAUACAAACCCACUACCAGUGUGAAGAAACAUCUGGCCAAGAAAGUGACAAUUUUUCCCUCCCUGACCUACAUGAUGUUAGUUACACACAAGAUAUUGAAGUGUUUACAACAUACGAUCAAGUUAUAUCAUGCGUUGAUAUUGAGCCUUCAUCUAUGAAUGUAAGGGAACUUGAACAACAGACAAAGAAGGAAGAUAUAAGAUUAAAUUGCUUGCUAAUGGUGGGAAAUCUCAGGGAAGCAGAAAGAGAAGGUUUCUCACCAAAACAAGUUGAAAUAGCGAUCAAACAACUCAAGACAAGCAGUAAUAAUAAUAUGAUGGGCAAUCCAGUUCAGUGGCUGAAAGAUAACUGGAUGAAUAAAGUUGUUAGUUUAACUGCACAGCACCCCCUGUUCAAUGUUGAAGAAGUCAGUGAUUUAUUGGUCGAAAGUGAAUUUGAUGAAAAUGAAUUAAACGCAAAGUUGAAGCUGAGAAAAUUGGCAAAGAUUGAAGCUGUGAACACAUCAGGAGAAUAUUUAGUCGAUGAUUAUGAACGAUAUUUACUUGAUCACCAUGGUGAUGUCAAUCAAACUAUUCGUGAAUUACAACAACAAUUACUUCAGUCUAUUCAUCGUAGAUUAAGAGACAUUGAAGAAAAUGAAACAAAAAUAACGGAUUUUAUUCAAAUAACUGAAGAAACAAGAGCAAAGAAUGCAUUAGCGAGUUAUUUUCUUUGCGACAAUGACAUUAUAUUGAGUAUGAUCUACAGGAUACUACAUAGCAAUAUAACUAAAGUUGAAGACUAUUUAAAUGAAUGUAACAUCGACGAUUUAAUGGAAGCAGCAAGAUCUUUCCCCGAUGAUUAUGAAGCUGCCGUCAAAUUCCUGGGAAACGAAUGCAAGAUAUGUUUUAAAAACUUCCCAAAAAGCAAGAUCGAAUGUAUGCCAACGUGCACAGAUAUAGAAUGCAAGUAUUGUAGAGGAUGUUUGCAUGAAUACUUAAGACACAAGAUAAACGAGACACCACGUUACGUGCGUCAUAUUGUGUGUCCCGUGUGCUUACAACCAGAUAUGGAUGAAGACGGAGAAAGCGUGGAGAAUUAUUUGAAUCAUCUCGAUGCGCUUAUCCGAAGAGGUUUGGACGACGCAACUUAUCAGUUGUUUCAGAAAAAGUUGCGAGAUCAAACACUGAUGAAAAUGCCAAACUUUAGAUGGUGCGCUCAUUGCGUCAAUGGCUUUCUAUACGAGCAACAAGAAAACAAUUUGAAAAUGGUUUGUUCUGCUUGUGGCAAGGCCACAUGUUACGACUGUAAGAAACCAUGGGAAGACCAACAUGAAGGAAUAUCUUGCAAUGAAUUCCAACAAUGGAAGGAGAUGAACGAUCCAGAUUCACAAGCAGCGGGGUUGGCCGCUCAUUUAAAAGAACAUGGCAUCGAUUGUCCAAACUGUAAGUUCAGAUAUGCCUUAAGUAAAGGUGGUUGCAUUCAUUUCAAAUGCUCCACUUGUUCAUUCGAAUUCUGUCGUGGAUGUAAAGGAUCUUUCAAGCAAGGCAGAAGAUGCACAUUAUUCCGAACAUGCCAAAACAAAGGUCUGCACGCGCAUCAUCCAAGAGAUUGUUUGUUCUACCUUCGAGAUUUAGAAAUUGAAAGAUUGCAGAAGAUUCUUCAGGAUGGUGGAAUACCACAUAGAACAGAAUGUACAAUCUCGAACAAUACUUGCCAGGUGAUGGAACAACAAGAAACCCCCGAUGGAUUGAUCGAUGCUUGCUGCGGGGGCGAAGUGCAUGAGAAUAACGCAGACUUGUGUGAAGUACAUUACAAGGAAUAUUUGGUGAUUUUAAUCAACAAGAACCACUUGGACCCUGCCACAGUGUUCACAGGAGAUGAAUUAGAGACAUGUCUGCACAGAGAGGAACAUCCAAUGCCUCAUAAACAAGACAUGAACGAUGAACAAUAUCAUGAGAAAUUAUUAUCCAUAGUUUGCACUUACCCUCUUAUACAUACAAAGUUGCAAAUGCAGCAGUGACAAGCUUAUAUGCUUUGCAAUAACAAGUAAACAGGCUAUGUUAUAUGUCUUACAUAGAACUGUGGGGUGAGGUGGGUAAGGUAUCAGAACUAUAAAUCUAGCAAUGUUUUAAAUGUCGUAUAUAGUAUUGUGUAAGGUAUUACUCUUACUAUAUUAAACAGAACUAUGUUAAACGCUAAACUACAAACGCAGCGGCGGUUAUAUUACUGUGGGGUAAGAUGGAUGCUAACGAAAUCCAAAAUUAGGCAAUGUUGUUUUUAACAAUUACCAACGCUCUUUUAGAGUCGUGAUGAUAUGGUAAUAUAAUUCUGUAAAUAUUCUUUGUUUUCUACCAAAUGGGACGAUAAAAGAGAAUGAAAACAAAGGCUAAAUUAUCCCAACAUACUAUAUCAUUUCUACCAUAUGAUUGCACUUUAUUCACUGCUGGUUGUUGAUUUUUUGCCACUUACAUUGUGUAUUAAAAUUUACAUUAAGAUUAGAAUUUGUAACUAACACCAUUUAUGU